AAAUAGCCGAUACGUUUUCAUUACACCAUUUCUUUUCUUUUGAAAACUACUUUGCUAUUGAGCAGCUUAAUUAAUUUACACCUGCGUUGAGUUUAAACUAACUUCAUACCAAGACCUGCAGUUUUUGAUAAGUUAGCUGUUUAAAGAUAGGUGAUUAGAAAGCAACCUGCAGAGUAUAAUUGAGAAAAAGAGGUGAAAAAGAAGAGAUAGACAUGCCCCCGCCACUGGCAAUGAAGAUGGGUCUCACCCCCAACUGUGGGGUAUGUGGGGAGAAAGUGUACCUGAUGGAGCAAGUGCUGGCCAUGGGUCAGAGUUUCCACAAGAAGUGCUUCAAGUGCUCUAACUGCAAGAAGCUACUGGAAGCAACUUCCUAUGCAGAACACGAAGGGAAGUUGAUGUGCAAAGCAUGCAAGAACAAGAUGCCCAGAAGCAACUCAGUGAAUGUGGGCAUAAGACCUGGACAUAUCCAGGUUCAGAGCUCCAAUUCUGUGCAGAACGGGGUCGCAUCUCCUGCUAUUCCGGCGGGCGUGGUGCUGAGACGGGACAGCGCGCGCAAGGCAGCGCCUCCUCCGCCCGUGGAGACAGUGGAAACAGUGGAGCCUCGACCGAAAGCAACUCCUCGACAACCAGAAAUGCCCAAAAUUAAAACGACCGCUCCACUCCUCGUGCGAAGCAACACGACUCCCAUCAAAGUCGCCGACACCACUGACAGCAAGUUCGGAUCUACGAACUCCAGCUUUGUGCCUGUGUCGCACUACAAGAAAGCCGACACGUCGUUCAACUCGACGUCGGAGAAGUCAUCAGUUAGAGCUGAGUCAGUCACGAGUAACCUGUCGCAAAACGAGAGCAGCGCUUAUCACUUCGUCGACCAAAACGCAAUCAGUUCGAAGUCUUCAGCAUCAGUCUCGACGUCAUCGAAAAGUUCGACUCCGAUUGCGAACACGCCAAUCAAGAACUCUGCGUUCUCCCCGACUGGCGUCACAGUUCAGAAAGUUAAGCAAGAUCUUUUUGAACCACGUGAGACUCCGAAACCUCCGCCAAAAGGCUUCGAAAGACCUGUUAGCUUGAGUGAGUUCAUUAAGACGAAUGUUAAGAAAAUCAAAUCAGACAGUGAGUCAGAAAGUGAGUCAGACCCGGAAAUUGUGCCUCCGCCUCCCGCCAUGUUUUCAUCGCCGGUUGAAAAUAAGGACGCCGAAUCAAACUUUAAAAUGAAACAUGCCGACGUAAGUUUCACUAAAGACGAAGAAACUAAAGCGUAUGGUGAAAAUCAGAAAGAGUUCGCAAACUUCAAUCGGGAACCGAAAGGACGCUGGCAGCUUGAGCAGACGCUGGACCAGUCGAACAUUCGGUUAAAAAGUGCUGACAAGAGUUUCGAUAAGACCAGUGACGAAGAAGCCGAAAAUGAUGCUGUCGACAAAGAAGAAAGCAACACGAGAAUGAAAUACAAGGAUGUUAAUUUCAACAAAGCUGAAGACGUUACAACUGCUGGCGAAGCAAAAAGUUUUGAAGUCAAAAAGUUGAAUGAAGGGAUUAAAAAAAUUGGCAAGAGGUCCGAUAAGGAUGUUAAUUUCGAGAAAACUGAAGACGUUACGGCUGCAGGCGAAGCAAAUAGUUUUGAAGUCAAAAAAUUGAAUGUAGGGAUAAAAAGUGUUGGCAAGAGAAUCGAUAAGACGAGUACUCAAAAAGCCGGAAGUGAUAACGAAGAGAGCAACGUGAAAUUGAAACAUGUCGAUGUUAGUUUCGAGAAAACUGAAAUUACGAGCGCAGGAGCCAACAAAGAGACAUUGGAAAUUCAUGUUCCGGGUUCAGUAGGAGUUGUCAAAAUCAUUCACAAUGGCAAAGAACAUAUCAUAGCUUUAUGAGAAGUAAAAGAUUUAAACAGUCUUUCAAUUAAUUUUUUCUACUGCAAAUUGCUUAUCUUACAACAAGUUGCAAAAACUCCGGUAGUCGGAAUUAAUUAAAAGAUUACCUGCAAUUUUGAGUUUUCAGGCAAAUUUGAGCUUAGCUGCAAUUUUGGAUUUUUAUUUUGAGACUACCUGCAAAAUUAU
Molecule: messenger RNA, 2048 nt
Organism: Symsagittifera roscoffensis
Lineage: Eukaryota; Metazoa; Xenacoelomorpha; Acoela; Convolutidae
Product: LIM domain and actin-binding protein 1-like
Exons: 4
Coding region: 213-1862 (549 amino acids)
Biological process (GO): actin cytoskeleton organization
Cellular component (GO): cytoplasm
Source: RefSeq, a predicted model, not a curated record